GUGUCGAGGACUUAAUUAUCAUCAGGUUACCGGCGCUCUCAUCAGCCGCGCUUUACUGUGUUCUGUGAUAAGAUAUGAAAGCUGUGCUCGUUGACAGUCACCUGCAAUCUGCAUCUUGCCUUCGUGUUGACGGUACCUAGUCAGCAACUACUGUAUAUACUACUGUAUGUACAUCCUGUUACCUGAUGUAAGGCAGCCAGCUGUUUACAACGCUCCACAAACACCUGGCGGCCGAAUAGAAAAAACUGAAGAAACUACCAUGUUUGAAGGACUCUCAGAGUUUUGCGAUAACAGUACAUUUUGGGAUCAGGACCUGUUACUGAACAACUCGUGGCCUCAGUUCACAGAAUGCUUCCAACAAACAGCACUUGUGUGGGUGCCCUGCGGCUUUCUUUGGAUUACGACCCCUUUCUACAGUAUGUUCCUCUACAGGCACCAACUGCCUCUUUCUACCAGACUGACUUGCAUCAGCGCCGCCAAGACCGUGCUGCCCCUAUGCCUGAGCCUUCUCAGCCUCGUCUCCGUGCUGAAGACUGUCGGCUCAGACGUCGACGGCAGCGUAGGGACUUCCCAGUAUGUUGCGGACGGGUUGCGAGCAGCGACAUAUCUUUUGUCAGCAAUCCUGGUGCAAGCAGAAAGGAAGAGAGGUCUGUUGGCCUCCGCAGUACAGUUCUUGUUCUGGUUGUUGUCGACUGUAGCGGAUAUCAUACCUUUCUACUCAGGCAUCAUACAAGAGAGCUAUAAAAACGACACCUUUGCGUUCUCUCUCUUCAACAUUCAUUUUGGUGUGGAGCUAAGUGUACUUCUACUCCACUGCUUUUCUGAAGCACGACAGUCUCGAGGAUACCAAGCUUUGGAGGAAGACGUGUCGCCUCUGCUGUUGGCGUCCUUUCCCAGUCGUCUGACGUUCUGGUGGGGCCAGCAAUUGAUGAAGACAGGCUUUAAGAAACCUCUCGAAUCAAGUGACUUGUUCCCCCUCAACCCUGAGAACAAGUCUGAGAACAUUGUGCCUAUGUUUCAAGCUUCAUGGAAGAAGGAAAAAGAGAGAGCAAAGCUAAAAACAUUAAGAAAGCGUCGUACUGCAAAAACCAACAACUUUCAAACAACAGCAAAUGGUCCCAGUGAAACCACGCCUUUGAUUAAGAACAAAGUGGAGUCCCUGGACGUCAAGUUCAAGCCUCCGACAACCGCUAGAGAAAAGGAAACAUCCUUCCAGAAUGGUGUCCCGUCGCCUUUCUCCCCGCCUGACAAACAUUUAGACGGACCAGGGCGAGGGCAAGGGCGAGGCUCUGGUGGUAGUGGUUUGGACAAUCAUCUCGGUGGACCUGGUGGUGGUGGUGGUAUGGUUGGUCACGGGCGUGGAGGUCCCAGCCGGCAAGGUUUCCAGAAUGGUGGUGGUCGAGGUGGUGGUGGAGGUGGAAGGGGCGGUCCUGACAGAGGUUCCGGAAAGGAAAAGAUGGCCCUAAGUGCGGGUGCUCCACAAGCGGACAAAAAUACCGUGCAGCCGUCUCUCUUCCGUGUUCUUCUGUCUACUUUUUGGGCGCAGUUUUUGGUGUCUCAGGUCCUCAUGCUUGUCUACACACUUCUACAGUUUGUAAACCCUAAUGUCCUGAGUGCACUUCUUAACUACGUUAACAACCGGGAUCAGAAUGAAGUGUGGGUCGGCUACGUCCUGGCAUGCUCAUUCUUCGUGGCUUCAUUUGUCGCCACCUGCUUCAGCCACCAGGCUCAGCACACAAUCAUGCCACUGGGCAUGCGCAUCAAGAGUGCCAUCAUCAGCGCAGUAUAUGAAAAGGCCUUAACUAUGAGCCCCGAAUCCAAACGUCACUCAACGGUGGGAGAGAUCGUGAACCUGAUGUCAACUGACUGUCAGAGGUUACAGGAUGUGACGACAUUUAUAUACAUGAUUUGGUCUUCUCCUCUGACGAUUGGACUUGCUUUGUAUCAGCUGUGGGGCAUCUUAGGCGUGGCAUCUCUAGCCGGGCUCGUUAUCCUCAUUCUUGUCAUCCCUUUAAACGCUGCUGUUGCCAGCAAGCAAAGAAAACUUCAGAUUUCCACGAUGCGCAUCAAGGACCAGCGUCUUCGCCUCAUGACAGAAGUACUGAGUGGAAUCAAGGUGCUAAAGCUGUACGCGUGGGAACCAUCUUUUGAGAAGAAAAUCUUGGAACACAGGAAAGGAGAACUGAGAAACAUUCAAGUUUUUGGAUAUCUCUCUUCCUUCACUACUUUUCUUUGGAAUUUGAUCCCCUAUCUGGUGACUCUUGCGUCCUUCACAACCUACAUACUGAUCUCAGAAGGGGGCUACCUGGACCCAGCCACGGCCUUUGUGUCUUUAUCGUUGUUCAACAUUAUGCGAGCACCAAUUAAUUUGCUCCCCCAAGUUCUUGCCUCCCUUGUCCAGGCUGCUGUCUCCCUGGAUCGUUUGAACACUUUCUUGAACUGGGGAGACCUUAGUCCUGACAACGUCACCAGAGACCCUUCAGCCGAUGACAUCAUUGCUAUCCAAGACGGUGUUUUUAGAUGGGACAGCGAGAUCGACAAGCCCACCCUACGAAACAUCAACCUAAGUAUUCCUGAGGGAAAACUGGUUGCAGUUGUCGGGCCUGUAGGAUGCGGCAAGUCCUCACUGCUGGCAGCCAUGUUAGGAGAGAUGGAAAAACUACAAGGAAGAGUCGUUGUCAAGAACUCUAUUGCCUAUGUGCCCCAAGAAGCUUGGAUCCUAAACGCUACGGCUCGCGACAACAUUCUUUUCGGCAGCUCCAUGUCUCAACGACGAUACAAUCAUGUCAUCGAAGCAUGCGCACUGCAGUCCGACUUUAAGAUUCUCGUUGAUGGAGAUAUGACAGAGAUCGGUGAAAAGGGUAUCAACAUCAGUGGCGGUCAGAAACAGCGUAUCAGCCUUGCCCGCGCUGUGUACAGCGACGCCGACACCUACCUGCUAGAUGAUCCCUUGUCAGCAGUGGACAGUCACGUGGGCAAGCACAUCUUCCAACACGUCAUUGGCAACCAGGGACUGCUGGCUAACAAAACGCGAAUCCUAGUAACACAUGGAGUUCACUGGCUACCAAUGACUGACCUCAUCGUUGUCAUCAACGACGGCGAGAUCUCGGAGAUGGGCAAGUAUGAGGACCUGCUGGCCAAGGAGGGCGACUUCGCCAUUUUCCUCAAAACUUACCUUGCCAUGGAGAACGAGUCGGAACAAGAAGAAGGAGAAGAUCCUGAAAUCGCAGAUAUGAAAGUGCGGAUGCUUCAACGGCUGGAGUCUAUGAUGUCUGACACGCACACGUCAGGUGAUGAGAGGAGUAAAGAGUUCGAAAGCAGCUUAAAAAGGAGUUUUCAGCGCCAAAGAAGUCGUACUGUGUCAGGAACGCACUCCAUCUCCAUGAAGGUAGCGCCAGAAAAGAAACCUGUGCUGAAACUUGUAGAGGAAGAGCAGACGAUGAAAGGAAACGUACAACUGUCUGUGUACCGCGAGUACUUUACAGCGAUGGGAAAUAUCGCCUGGAUCUUCAUCCUUGGUUUCUUCGUCUUGUACCAAGGAGCAUCACUAGCGGCCAACAUAUGGCUGAGCGAGUGGACUGAUGACAGCACUCUGGCCAACAUCUCCAUGGCGGGUACCAAGGAGUACAACGACCUCAACGCUCUCUACCUCGGUGUCUAUGGAGGACUGGGAGUCGUGCAAGCCGUGUUUAUGCUGGGCUAUGCCAUCAUUUUCAACAUCAGCGUCGUCAGAGCAUCAGGAAAUAUGCACUCCGACAUGCUAUCACGUGUUCUUAAAGCGCCAAUGAGCUUCUUUGACACAACGCCAGUUGGAAGAAUAGUAAACAGGUUUUCUCGUGACGUGGACACGCUGGACAUGGAACUGACCUUCACCUUGCGCCAGACGAUGAUCAGCUCAGGCAACAUGUUGACAACGAUCAUUCUCAUCUCCUAUAGCACUCCUGUCUUCCUUGCAGUCGUAGUUCCCCUCGGUAUCCUGUACAGGCUGGCCCAGCUAUACUACAUCCGAACAUCGCGACAACUGAGACGUCUUGAGUCGACCACGCGGUCCCCCGUGUACACUCACUUCACGGAGACUAUACAGGGGGCCAGCUCGGUGCGCGCCUACGGUGCUGUGGGAAGAUUCAUCAAGGAGUCGCAGAACAGAGUGGACAAGAACCUCGUGUGCUACUAUGCUUUCUUGGUUUCUCAGAGGUGGCUGGGAGUGCGCCUUGAGACGCUUGGAACCCUGGUGACCCUGUCGGCGGCCCUGUUUGCAAUCAUAGACACCAGCUUGUCCAGUGGACUUGUCGGCCUCUCUGUCACCUAUGCCAUGAACGUCACUAUGGCCCUCAACAUGUUCGUGCUGGCCUCUACACAGCUGGAGACGAACAUUGUGUCCGUUGAAAGAGUCAAGGAAUACGCUGAAACUGAAAUAGAGGCAGAUUGGGAAAGACCUGAGAAAGCGCCUCCUACGGGCUGGCCUCAAGAAGGAAAGAUUAUGUUCAAAGACUACACCACGCGCUACAGGCCUGGUCUGGAUCUGGUGUUGCGGGGUUCCUGUCACAUCAGUGGAGGUCAAAAGGUGGGCAUCGUAGGUAGAACAGGGGCCGGCAAAUCAUCCUUGACCUUGGCUUUGUUCCGCCUGAUUGAGGCGGCUAGCGGCAGGAUAGACAUUGACGGGCACCACACGGGGACACUGGGACUGCACGACCUGCGCAGGAAUCUAACCAUCCUUCCACAGGAUCCAGUCAUCUUCUCCGGAACGCUGCGUAUGAACCUUGACCCUACAGACCGGCACACAGACUCUGAGCUGUGGAACGCCCUCAAACUGGCUCAUCUACAAGACUUUGUCUCAAGCCUUCCGGGCCAACUAGAGUAUCAGUGCGGCGAGGGUGGUCAAAAUCUGAGUGUCGGUCAAAGGCAGUUGAUGUGUCUCGCCCGCUCUCUGCUGCGUAAGUCGAAAAUUCUUGUCUUGGAUGAAGCCACUGCUGCCGUUGACAUGGAAACGGACGACCUCAUUCAGCAGACAAUACGGUCAGAGUUCAAGGACAGCACUGUGCUGACCAUCGCACACCGCCUGAACACCAUCAUGGAUUAUGACAGGAUCUUGGUUUUGGAUGAAGGCCUUAUCAAAGAGACCGGGUCCCCACAAGAUUUACUGCAAAACUCAAAUGGUGUUUUCUAUGGUAUGGCCAAGGCUGCCGGACUGGUGUAAUCCACUGCAACCUUAACAUGUGUCUUGGUCACACAUACUUCUGCGUUUAACGCAGGCUCAAGCAAAGGACAUACAAAGACAAGAAAAAAAAUAAUACUGAACAUAACGUCAGCUAAGCACACUGUCGGGCAAGCAGCUUGAAGAUAAACUUAUGAAUCACGAUCUGCUCUAUAGACUGGAUGCAUGCCUACCCACUGUGCUCUGUGUGUGGGUUGGGGGAGUGCUACGUGGGUGGGUGUGCUUGUGUGUUGGUAGGUACAUGUGGGUUUGCAUGGGUAUGAAAUUACAUUGCUGCAUGCAGAUUCUCUUGCACCACUUUGUUACUAACUACUCCGAUCAUCAAGAAAUAACAAAGAUAAUUUUGGGAGAUCACGAACGUAGAGCAGUCAUUUGGUGGCUGUAGUAUGCUGUGUGUCAGUAAUUAACAAAAUCAUGAUGACAGCUUGCGUUGCAAGGGUUUGAUGGUAUGGGUUUAAUGUACUCUAUUUCUAACUGGGUUUUUAAUUUUCAAUACAAAACCAAUGAGUUCUAAAAAUAUUGCCUACAAAAUAAUUAGUUUAAUCGAUAAUCUCCACACUAUAAUGUUUUAAUAUAAUAUUAACAUUCGUGUGUGUGUGUAUAUAUAUAAACAUAUGAAGUUAUCAGGCAAACAUGGUUCCUCUGUUUUUAGUAAGUAGAAUAAAUAGCCAGAUAUCUAAAUUAUGACAAACAUUUAUACCUAACUGAGCAAGAGCCUUGAAUAAAGAGACACAAAGUUAGUUUUACGUUCCAGCAUGUAACAGUUAUGUGCAAAUCAGAAAAUGAAUAUUUCGUUGUUCGUGACUGUAAGGUUUAAAAAUACACAAUUGUUGUUCAAGAUUCCUUU
Messenger RNA from Pomacea canaliculata, 6062 nucleotides. Its product is annotated as multidrug resistance-associated protein 1-like. Gene Ontology annotation, molecular function: ATP hydrolysis activity; ATP binding; ABC-type transporter activity. Gene Ontology annotation, biological process: transmembrane transport. The record is from RefSeq and is a predicted model, not a curated record. Gene Ontology annotation, cellular component: membrane. NCBI's taxonomy places the organism in Eukaryota, Metazoa, Mollusca, Gastropoda, Architaenioglossa, Ampullariidae.